This is a messenger RNA of Carya illinoinensis, 537 nucleotides long. RefSeq lists its product as uncharacterized. The record is from RefSeq and is a predicted model, not a curated record. The transcript has a single exon. Bases 1 to 537 code for a protein of 178 amino acids. Lineage: Eukaryota; Viridiplantae; Streptophyta; Magnoliopsida; Fagales; Juglandaceae.
AUGGCGAUUAAUCCCCAAAAGUUCCAAAAACCUGAUCACCAGAAGAUGAAAUGGAGCUCAGAUCAUGACCAGAAUUCCAUGGAAGUAAUUAGGUCGUAUGUCUGUGGUUUCUGCGAGAAAGGCUUCUCAAAUGCACAGGCUCUUGGGGGGCACAUGAAUAUCCAUCGAAAGGACAGGGCCAGACUCAAACAAGCCGAGGAUGAAAACUCGCUGCCUAUGGACAUAACAACGUCUGGCUCCACUGUCGAUCAUGACCAGCCUCCAGCUUUGGAGGAGAAAAUUCUAUUUCAACUCGGAUCUGGGGAUCGGGAUCAAAAAAGUUGCAGUCCUAAAAAGCCAUGCUCUCGCUCUGUAGAUUAUAGGGGAAUUCCCAGUUUGUUUGGAGGUGGGAAUUAUGAAGAGAAAGAGAUGAUGCAGUACAACUUGACUACUCAUGCUUCGCAGGAGAGUAAUAUUGCAGAAGUUGACCUUGAACUUCGGUUAGGGCCUGAGCCUCAUGCAGAGGCAUCGAUAGCAUGUACAAAAGAAUUCUUUUAA